This is a messenger RNA of Cadophora gregata, 306 nucleotides long. RefSeq lists its product as uncharacterized. The coding region runs from base 1 to 306 and encodes 101 amino acids. The transcript has a single exon. The record is from RefSeq and is a predicted model, not a curated record. Lineage: Eukaryota; Fungi; Ascomycota; Leotiomycetes; Helotiales; Ploettnerulaceae.
AUGUCCUGCCGUGAUUUGGUUUGGGCCAUAACCGAGCCCCUUUCGAACCGAGUGAUUGUUGACAUCGGCGCCAGUACUGGGCCUGAAAAGUUUGUUCGGUCAGAUUCCUUCUCUGUCUCCCACAACACAAAAAAGCAGACCUCCACUCGAAUAGCAAAUCAACAUGCCUCCUUAUAUCUGCCAGACCCACAUGGAGAAUUUCUUCUGUACUGGAUCGUUUGUAAAGCACCUGAAGAGACAACACGGCCUACAUCGCCUGCGACUUCCAGUUACAUGCACCCAGAUGGGCUGCGCCGAGACCUUUAG